AUGGUGGGUUGGCAGAGGCAUCUUCAGUCAGCAAUCCGUCAAAUUGGGAAAAGGGUGGAAUGUAGUUACAACCCUUCUGUUAACUUCUCUUCUUCUUCUUCUUCUUCUCGGUUAGAGGGUUUCUUGCCUUAUUUUCAAACACUUUGCAAACCAUCUUCUCCAACCAUUUCAAGGCCCCUUCAUCAAUAUUUUCAGCACUUGGGAAUUUCGAGUUCAAGGACUUUACUAGCUGAGGAAACACCUUCUCCAUCUCCAUUGACUCCUCUUCUGACAUCAAAGACUGGAAAAGAUGAAGAGCACAAGCAAAAAUCACUGACUAAACCUGAUAAAGUUCAAGCUAUCUUAAAGGGCAUCAAACAGAGUCCUAAGAAGGUUAACUUGGUUGCUGCACUAGUACGUGGUAUGCGUGUUGAAGAUGCAUUGUUGCAGUUGCAAGUGACAGUAAAGCGAGCUUCCAAAACUGUGUACCAGGUCAUUCACUCAGCCAGAGCAAAUGCUACUCAUAAUCACGGGUUGGAUCCAGACCGUCUCCUUGUUGCUGAGGCAUUUGUUGGAAAGGGAUACUUCAAAAAGAGACUGUCCUACCAUGCUAAAGGCAAAUGUGGAGUUAAAGUGAGACCGGAAUGCCGACUGACAGUGGUAGUAAGGGAGAUCACCCCUGACGAGGAGGCAGAGAUAGCCAAACUGAAAGUUAAGAAUUUCGUGAAGCUCACAAAGCGCGAAAGAAGGCUUGUUCCUCACAAGCUUAUUGAGACAACUCCAAUUUGGAACCGCAAAGGCAAAGCCCGUGAGCGUGAACGAAAUGGUGCCCCUGCAUGA
Molecule: messenger RNA, 819 nt
Organism: Prunus armeniaca (apricot)
Lineage: Eukaryota; Viridiplantae; Streptophyta; Magnoliopsida; Rosales; Rosaceae
Source: the annotation of a GenBank genome assembly